AUGGCCAGCUACAACAGAGUGACGUUCUUAAACUAUAAGAUAGAAGCUUCAGUAACCAAAGUUUUGGGCGCGCCUGCUUGCAGUGUUAUUGGCGAUCGACAACUCGAGGGGCGGAUCAAUACCGACGUGCUGCGGAUUGGCGAAUACGUCCAUUCAGAAUUCACUUUUCAAAUGAUCGAAAGGUUAAGAUGGCGUCCAUAUUUUCUCGACCGUUUUUCGGGAAAACUGGGACUUGCGCCUGUUUCUGAAGUCACACCGGAUACGUUUGCUCAGUCUCUUCUAAGGCUAUUUCCACAGGAACCUGUAUUCACAUUCUGGUUUCGCCCGGAUGAAGAUGGAGUGUACAGAAACGGGAUUUUUUCCUUUGGUGGAAUUCAUGACUACCGAUAUCAUGGACGGCUAGUAUACCUUCCCUUGUUGUCCGCUGAUUCAUGGACAAUUCAAGCUACAAAAAUUUUACUGGGACAAGACGUAAUUUGUCAGCAAGAUUGCAGCAUUCAAUUCAACACUGCAGUUCCUUACUUCUAUGAGCCAAGAGUUAGUGAGGGAGAGAACAUACUGGCCUUCGACGAAGUCAACUCCUAUCCUCAGUUGCAGGUUCAAUUUGAUUCGCUGCAUGUUCACUGGAUAAUGGAAAAAGAUGGAGUGUACAGAAACGGGAUUUUUUCCUUUGGUGGAAUUCAUGACUACCGAUAUCAUGGACGGCUAGUAUACCUUCCCUUGUUGUCCGCUGAUUCAUGGACAAUUCAAGCUACAAAAAUUUCACUGGGACAAGACGUAAUUUGUCAGCAAGAUUGCAACAUUCAAUUCAACACUGCAGUUCCUUACUUCUAUGGGCCCAGAGGGCAAAUCGGUCAAAUUCAUCGUUUGUUGCAUGUGCCUACCAGCAGAGUUAGUGAGGGAGAGAAUAUACUGGACUGCGAUGAAGCCAACUCUUAUCCUCAGUUGCACGUUCAAUUUGAUUCGCUACAUGUUCAUUGGAGAAUGGAUGAGCUCUGGGAAAAGAAAAAGGACCGAAACAUUUUUGUUUGCAAAUCGGGGAUUCGCAGCAAAACCGGCCUGCCCGUUUGGGAAUUCGGAUACAAGCUGAUGUACAAACUUUUUACGGUUUAUGAUUUAAAAGGCGCAAGAAUGGGACUCGCCGACGCAAGCCACCCAUGA
This is a messenger RNA of Opisthorchis viverrini, 1161 nucleotides long. RefSeq lists its product as hypothetical. The record is from RefSeq and is a predicted model, not a curated record. Gene Ontology annotation, molecular function: aspartic-type endopeptidase activity. The transcript is spliced from 8 exons. Bases 1 to 1161 code for a protein of 386 amino acids. NCBI's taxonomy places the organism in Eukaryota, Metazoa, Platyhelminthes, Trematoda, Opisthorchiida, Opisthorchiidae. Gene Ontology annotation, biological process: proteolysis.